Molecule: messenger RNA, 825 nt
Organism: Lodderomyces pseudojiufengensis
Lineage: Eukaryota; Fungi; Ascomycota; Pichiomycetes; Serinales; Debaryomycetaceae
Exons: 1
Coding region: 1-825 (274 amino acids)
Molecular function (GO): protein binding
Source: RefSeq, a predicted model, not a curated record
AUGUCCAAAAUCAUCGUUACAGAUUGCCGCGUUGUAGCUAUUGAUCAUGUUGAGUUUCCAGAGCUGGAGCGGAUUAACUUUACAAACAAUGACAUAUGGCUGGAUCUAUUCAGAUCAAACUUGAAUCAAUUGAAAUGUUUGAAAGUGUUGGAUAUGUCAGACAAUUAUUCCUCAGAUUUCAGCCCCGGACCACACCUGCUUGAUAUAUUGGAGCUUUUAACUAAUUUUGAAGAUAAUGUAUGUUUCAAUUCACCUAAUUUGCAAAACUUAAUUUUGAAAAGCUCAAAGCCAACAAAAUAUAAAUCAAUUUUAUCUUUUCAGGUGUCAUUUGAAUGUGAAAGUUUGACCAAUUUGAAAAUAAUAAACUUAGCUGUUGACUUAUUGGAUCUUGAUCAGCUUCCCAAUUCAUUAGAGGAGUUGAUCAUCAACGAUUUGAAUUUGGAAAUAAUCGAAGGAAAUUUUUUUAAGUUUAAUAAAUUAAAGAAGUUGAAUUUACAAAAUAAUCAAAUAACUUUUUCAAUGUUGAAUUCUCAAAAAUUCCCAUCAAGUUUAACUCAUUUGAAUUUAUCAAAUAAUAAAAUUGAAGAUUUAAGUUGUUUAAUUUUAGAUAAUUGUUUUAACUUGAAAGAUUUAAAAUUGAAAGAAGUAACUUCAGAACGUACACCAGAAGGUACGACUCAAUUAAGGAAUAUGUUAUAUUUUGUUGAUCCCCAUAUUGAUGCAAUUUUAACAAAUUAUGAUUCGGAAGUGAUUUUUGAAAUUGUUCAUGGAGUUGAAAAAAAUUCGAUUUUAAAGUCUAUUUAUAAAAAAAGAAGAAUUUGUUAG